AUGGGUCUACUGCGGCGUCGUUUCGAUGAAGCAAUCAGCGAACACGAAGGCAAAUCAGUGGUGAUACCUUGUCCGGUCAACAACGACAAAUGCGGCAAUUUGCAUUCGAUAAAUUGGUUCAAGGGCGACGAUCGCAUUGCAGCAAUGCUGUUGGGCGAAAGUAAUGUGACGAGCGUGUCAGACGAGUUUGCGAAAAGAGUCAAAGUGGAGCAAAAUCCAUUUAGAUUAGUUAUUAAUGACUUAAAAAUAUCUGAUGAGGAUACCUAUCUUUGUGAUACAACAUUUCUUAUACCAAUCGAAACGUGUGAUAAUUUCAACGGCUAUCGUGUCGAGUUGAAUGUCUUAGUGCCACCAACGGAGGUUGUGAUUCUGGAUGAGAAAGGCGAUCAUAUUGAAAAUGGUUCGAUCAUUGGGCCCAUGCAGGAACGUCAGACACUGAAAGCCGAGUGUGUUGUACGGAACACACGACCGCUACCGCAGGUCGGCUGGUGGCGGAGGGAUAAGCGACUAAUGACGCAUUCCGCCUCGUAUGUCGAGACAGAUGGCCUCUUUACUGCCACACUGGGAUUAACACUCGAAUUGUCAAGGGACGAUCUGGCGCGCGACAUUGAAUGCCACGUGGAGUCAGCGGCUUUACCGAAUAAAAUAAUCAACAAAUUUCGCGUCGAUUUGCAAGUGCGUCCAACGAGCAUAUCCAUCAAUGGCGUGGAGCAUCAUACGGUCCAGGGCAGCAAAGUCGUGCUGACAUGUGAUAUUCAUGGCGCUCGACCUGCCGUCAAUUUGACGUGGUUCAAUUCCUCCACAGUUAUUAGUCCGGAAGAGAAUGACUUGACAGAAAUAAGAACAAAAGCGUUCGAGAAAGACGAUGGCACGUAUCACACGCAGUCGGAGCUUAUCUUCAAUGCGACACGUUUUGAGAAUGACAUGAAUUUUCGGUGCGACGCGGACAAUGUGGUGCUGCAGAUAAACCGCGAAAAACCAUUCACGUCGUCGUUGACACUGGAAGUUUUAUAUCCACCAGUGGUUAAGGUUAGCCCGCCCGAGAUUACAGUAAAUACCAGCGACACAGUGCUGCUCAACUGCGAAUAUGUCGCAAAUCCCGCUUCCCUCACGCAAGUUGUGUGGUAUCGCAACGGUGAUUUAGUCAAUGUCAACGACACUGAAAGUUAUGAGGGUGGCAAUUCCGAGAACGUUGCACUGGUUAUACGCUCCACCGACAAGGAGGAUGUCGGUAACUACACCUGUCAGCUAUCAAAUGCCAUUGGCAAGGGCAUCUCUGAGCAGCAAAUUGACCUGGAUGUGCAGUUUGUGCCAAUUGUCGAAGUGCUGAUGAUACCCGAGGGUCCCGUAAAGGAGAGUGACGAAUCGAAUGUGACACUCUACUGCAACAUCUUAGAGGCUAAUCCUGCGGUGCUGACAAAAGUGCGUUGGUAUGCCAAUUCGACCUUACUGAAGGAGCUGCCCGAUUGUGAAGAGACAAAGGAGGAUUUAUGUCACAUUGAUCCCAGUAAAUUGCUGUUGGAGAGCAUUGGGCGCGGCUUCUUCUACAAUUACUCUUGCGAGGGUUACAAUGCCGCCGGUUGGGGGCCGCGCAGCGAGGAUAAAGAAUUAAUGGUCCAUUAUGAGCCCGGUCCCGCUACGCUCACCCACUUCCCCUUGAUUGCGGUGAAGAAGAAGAGCGUAACUUUUUCAUGCUCGGUGGACGAUCCCGGAUAUCCCGAAUCGAAUAGAUUCCGUUGGUUGCGCGGCGGUCGUGGUCCGCUACAAGACAUCGUCACCAAGGAUUGGACUGUGGAGCCAGUGGGUUUGGAUAGCCGCACCAACUACUCCUGCUAUGCAUUCAAUGAGGGUGGCAAGGGUGUGAUGGCUACCGUCAAUCUGGAAGUACAUGCCCCACCAUUCUUCAUCAAGAAUUUGGUGCCAUAUACAGGCAUGCUGCACACAUCGCGUACAGCGAAUUUAACAUGCCGCAUCGAGUGUGUGCCACGUUGCGAAAUCACUUGGCUGAAGGGUACGGAUCCCAUUGAUAAGAACGAUACGCGCUACUUCAUCAAGGAGAAGUACGUCGACGCCUCUCCUGCGACCGGUGACUUCGAGAGUAUGCUCUCUGUAUUGCACUUCAAUAUGACCAACUGGCCAAACCAAAAGUUCGACAUCGAAUCGGAUAGCGCCAACUACACUUGUGUUUCGACAGGAAACUCCGUUGGGCCUGGCAUCAAAAGCGCCACUUAUUUCUCCAUCGAAUAUGCGCCUGAGAACUCAACCGUUUCGGAGGAGGUGGUUUACGUGCAGGAGGGCACUAUACCCGGACGUGUCAUUUGCAACGCCAAAGCUAAUCCCAGCGCGCACUACAAUUGGAUAUUCAAUAAUACAAAACUCGGACAAGAUCAAGCUCUAAUCAUCAACACACCAAUGACACGCAAUGAUUCGGGCGUCUACACAUGUGUCGCCUCGAAUAAGCAUGGCAAGAACACAGCUGAAACAUUCAUCGACGUACAAUUUAAGCCACGUUGCGAAAUUGAAAGGCACGAGAUCGAUGACCAGGAUACACUAAUUUGCACAGCAUUCGGAAAUCCUGUAGAGGCUGAUUUUUCAUGGUCAAUUAAAGCGGAAAAUGACAGCGCCGAAUGGCUGGGCACUGGCGAGCGCCAGGGUUAUAAGGACAAGAGUUUUUAUGUGCUGGACGAUGGUUAUGCGAUUGCACGCACUUAUCGUUGCAUCGCCAACAACACCGUCGGCCCGGGGACAUUUUGUGAAAUCGAAGUGGCUGAACAACUGGCCUGGUGGCAACGCUGGGAUAAGACAACACUCAUCAUUCUGGUAGCCUCAAUACUGGCGCUACUUCUGGCCGUGAUUAUAAUUUGUUGCAUCAUCAUCUGCAUAUGUCGCCGUCGCAGACGUCAAGAUAAAUAUCGCACCGAUGUCUCCAUCAGCGCCACUCACAGUGUACUUUCCUAUCAGUCCAAUGCAACAAAAGUAGGUGUUGUUGCACCGGCGCUCGCAACGAUCACUCCCCAACCGCCGACUACAGGGUGUCUUUUGCCCAAUUUAGCCGCGCAAGAAUUGCCACAACUUUCCGGUCCAAAACUGCCACCCAGAUCACCACCUCCCAAACCGCCAUCCAAGAUCUCAUUCAAGCCCACACCCACACCCACAACCACUUCCACAGAAAACCCUCCAAUCAUUACGACACCCACUCGCACACCCAGCUUGCGCAUAAGACAUGCCGCACAAGCACCCAAAUCACCGCCGCGCUGGCCGUUGCGCCCUGGCGUCAUGGUGCAUGUCAGCAGCGAUACAAAAGAGAAUCUGGCAACCAAUCGUAUGACACUUCGACCGCACACAUUGACGGCUCAGCUGUCGAAUUUGACAUCGAUGGCUGUGGCUGACAGCAGCACUGCAUCAAGCGCCACACUAAAUGCAUCUGGCUUCUCAGCUUGCACCGCGCAAACAACACUGCUCAAUGCAUCUACGCAGACCGCCAAUUCCGUCGCCUCCAGUAGCAUGGGUGCAGUUGUAAAUGCCGUUGGCGAUAGCGGCAGCGGCGCUGGUUUCGAUAUUCCCAAGCAAACGUCAACGCUCGACCGUUUUGACUGUAGGCGCAAGCGCGCCGAAGGAGUGGGCAGCGAGCACGCUAGCCCUGUCGCCUAUACACAAGGCACCGCAUGCCAAACACUGCCACAUAAAUUUGUUAAAUCAUCGCAAUUGACACCACACCCGCCCAUCAAUGUUAAUCCAAAUAAUCAAAAUUUGACAGUCGAAAAUUUCAACAGAGGGGAACAGCAAUUGACAGUGUUGACAGUUAUCGGAGACGAGCAACUUGAGCGCCUGUCAGGGACGAGCGCGCAGUCGACAGGAGUGUCAGCUACAAUGCCACUGACAACUGAAGCAACAACAUCAGCUCAAACGGAUGGCUCGGAACAGGUGGCAGUUGUCAGCGCCGAGCCAAAGUGUGAUGUUAGGGGCGUAAGCGGCAAUACAGACAAACGCGCUGCUGCUGAUCGACGUUUGGGACGUGUGGAAAAGUUCUUUGCAGAUAUUUUCAAACGACGCGGUGCGGGCGUUGAUACCACGCGUGACAGCCAACGCAGUCAUGUCGGACUGCUUGGCGGCAUGUGGCAAGCGGGCGCCGGCGUGUUAUGGCAGCGUCGCGCUGACGGCGUAGAAACUACGGAAAAGUCGCCAUUCGCCGCAGAGCAUCGCCUAAAGGGUAUACGUUGCAGUGGCAGUGUCACGUACAAAAAGUCGCCAGUACGCACGUCGCAAAGCGACAAUGCCGUCCACGGUUCUAGCAAUAGCAAUAAUAACAACAACAACAGCACCAACAAUCACGCUUGUAUGUCGCUUAGCGCAAACGCGGCCACAAAAGCUAGUGCUACCGAGCUAAAUACAAACUCCGAACACUCUGCUUCUAAUAUUACCACUACAGUCACACCAACAGUCAUAGUCGCAGCGAAAGCACCGCCACCACAAUCGCCUCCAGCUAUGCAGCCGCCUAUGCAGCUACCAGCCAACAGUCCCCGAUCACAUGCCUCUGUGACAUUUCAAAUGCCUUCAUACGGCAGAACUCCAGCGAACAUCCGCAGCACGGCGAUGGCCACCAGCGGCGCGAGUGGGAUCGUCAGCGGAAACAGCAGCAACAGCAGCAGCACUACGACGCCGACACGUGGACGAUCACAACUGCUCGACCGUGGCACACUGAAGAAUCCUACGCCGCCGCCACGUCCACCACCGCCUUUCAAAGCGGCACCGCCGCCCUUGCAGAAACGCAUGGUGGCCACAGUUUCGCCGACGAAAGUCGAGCGGGUCCAAAUACAAGACAAGUCAUCUUCACUGGGGGAUCCAUUGACGGAACCUGGCGAGUAUGAGAAUCUACCAUUUCAUGGUCUGCAAACGGCUCCUAAUAAGUUCUCUACGACUCUUACAAAUUUUAAUAACAACACCAAUGUGGUGCGCGUCGCUCCACGACCCAAGAGACUCAAUGGAAAUAUUGGCCAGCAACAGCACCAGCAGCAACAAUACGAACAGGAGCAGUACGACCCACAAUUUCAGUAUCAUCAACACCAACAACAACAUCAACAUCAACAGCAACAGCAUCAGUACAACACCAUGCAAUAUGUUGGGGGCGGGGGACGAGCGAAUCAACAGCACCAGCAAUCGCACACAAUGAAUUCCCACAACAAAGCGAUGCUGCAGCAUCACCAACAGCAUAUGUUGAUUUCAGUAGCGGCGGAUGGCGGCGAGAGUAUCGGCGGCGGCAUCGUUGGCACAGGCAACACCGCUUCUGGUGGCAACGGUUAUAUGAACGGCGGCAUCGUUGGCACUGCACCCCAUCAAAUUACAUACAAUCUGAAUAAUUGCUUUCCGAAAAGUUACACCGAAUAUUAUCAUCAACAGCAGCAACAGAAGCAACAAAACUCAGUCUCGAAUAACACUUCCAAUGCUCAGCUGUUGAAUGCCAUUGAACAUGACUACCCUACGUACGCAGUGGUGGAGCGCAACACAACGAAUACUUCCGGUUUUGAUGUGGUUGGUGCAGACGCCACCGGUACACGUGCUUGCCCACCGCCCACUGCAUCAGCCAGCACGAACCCUUUUUUGGCCAUAAGUAAUUUUAAAAAAUAUGACACUAACAGCAGCCCAGCCGAUAAUGCCUAUCAACCGCAUAUAUUGGACGUCGGCGGCACUGGCUCAAUGCAACGCAGCGGUAAACGCAAGUCGAUAUUGGAUGGCAAAAUGGAGGAAAAGAAGUUCUAUUCGCUAAAAUUUAACGCCGUUGGUGGUAAGAACAAAGCGCCUCAUUCAGCGCAUAAGCCGCCGGCGAGUGGAAUGCUAAAUGCGUCGAUGAUAUUCCCCGGCAGCAAUAGCAACAAGUGUAAGCGACAUCAUUCUUUUGCUGGUGGUAGCAUUGGCGAUAUUGACUCCGCUGGCCCAGGCGCCCAACAUUCCGCACAUCACAUUAAAUCAUCGGCAUUGAUGCGCUUCUACGAUCCGCCUGCGUAUGAGAAUUUGGCCGCCGAUAGCGCAGCCGCUGUACAGGUGCACGAGUGUGCCGUAGAGGCGCAUCCAUCGCCAGCUGCUGGUGGUAUGAGUGGCACGGCCACCAUAUUGCUACAUCCGCAGCCCACAGCUAGUGGCAGCGGCGCGAACGGCACUAGCACGCAAGCUGGACAAACGGGCCACAAGAAAAAACAUCACCAUCGCCAACACCAGCAGAAGGAUGAUUUCAAUUUGAUUGAGCCAGAGCGAUUGAGCAUCUACCGCAGCGAUUCGGGAAUUUCGAAUAGCUCAUAUGAAUGUGUUACGCCUGUGCCACCACCGCCGGGCAGCACGCGCACAACGUCCCUACUAAACGGCACGCCGCCACCCAAAACGCCCAAGAGCUCAAAGCUAUCAAAACACAGCAUGUCCGGCGGGGGGGGCACAAGUAGCACAGGUCACAUCAACGUCAUUAAUUACAAAAAGUCCACGCGUCCGCCCAGCGGCAGUAAGAGCAACAUGGCAAAUGUUGCGGCCAACGGCACAUCGUUGCCUGUUUAUAUGAAUGUUGAUGGUCAGCCCACAGCGCAAUAUGAACGCUCCUGUUCGCCGAGCUCCACUUUGGUCAAUUCGUCGUAUGAAUCUGCUUCGUCUUCACAAAAUGACGGUCAUGGCGGUCCCGGCUCGACCGAUCCCACAUCGUUAUCCUCCUGCAACUCGCUAUACAGUAGUGGGACCGGCACACUAAUUGGCGUGAAUCCGCUCAUGAAGACGGGUAUGGGCAUGACGGCCUCUCGUUGCGGUUUGCAUCAGAAACCUGCAGAAAUCACGACACCCGAGGAGUACGAACAGUAUCAGCUGGGCCACCACCGACAUUCUGCCUCAUCGCUGAGCGUUGCCAGCACGGUGAGUGCGAGUGGAACACGGCGAUGCAAAAAACAGCAAUCGGCACUAGCGUCAGCGGGAUCCGUGACAGGAAUUGAGCAAGUGAAUGCGUCACAACAGCGGUCACCUGCGCUGCCAACGCCGCCGCCACCUCCAGCCGCAGCCUCAAUGCCCAUGCCAAUAGCAAGAAACUACGACGAAAAACUAUCAGCGACCCCUACGCACAUAUCCGGUACAUCACCUAUGGCAUCGGUCGCUACAACAACACCACCAACAACAACGGUGUUACCAGUGACCAAACACACGCCGACGAUUAUCGCGCCCAAUGUACGAGUAGCGCGCCCAAGGCAACAGCAGCAUACCAACAGCAAGUUAAAUCACAACAACAGCAUAACAACAACAAUAGUCGCGGACAUCAGCAACAGCAUCAGCACUAUCAACAAUCGCUGCUUCUCGCGAAAAACGUGCGGCAGCAAUAACAACGACGCGAAUGUUGAUGUCGACCACAACAACAAGGACAUGGCAAUGCAGCAGCUCAGAUUAGUACCGUUAGGUGGUGAUGCCGUCGAAGCGGAUAUUGUUGCUGCAGCCACCAAGAAAAUUUCUACCACAGCAGAGCAUAUGGACGAUAAUGUUGCAGGUGGCGUUGAAGCUACCACCAAUUUAAUGUUGCCACAUGUGGCAGUUGAUGAAAGUGCAACAACAGCACAACUGACUUCUAAUGGUGAUUAUCUGGCGCGCAGACCAGUCAAGCUGCCACUCCGCAAAUAUCACAGCUUCCACUUUCAGCCAUCGCAAACCGUAGCUGGCACUUUGCGUCACUGUAAAUUACAGCAAUUACGCAUGCAAAUGCAACACAAGCAACAACAACAACCAUACAGUUUCCAAGCAGAUAUUUUAGUGCACGAGCCACUCCGCCAAGUACGCUCCGCGCAAGCCGAGUCAGGUGCAGCGCUCCCAGUCAAACGCUACGCCAUCGAAGGAGGACCGCUCGUUUUUCGGCCGCUUUCAUGGCAUGAGCAGCGCACUUUCAAACCAAUUUCCUCUCCAGUGGACGUUGGCGCAGCAAAAGUAGAGGGGCGGUCUGUAACCGCAAAAAUACCAACCAAAAUGACUGAGAAAAAGACCCAAAACCGCACAGCAGCGCAAGCGGAGGCAGAGGCAGAGGAAGAAGAAAAAUCUGAAAUGAGCGAAGAACUUGCGGAAGAAAUCAAACAAAUUACCAGAAGUGCGCAAUUACCACAUGUGAGCCUUAAUCCCGCAGCCUCACUGGAGGCCUUGGAGGCGCUCACCAAACAUCAUCCCGAGCUAAUUUAUGCCACUAAACCAGGCACUCGGCAUAACUUACACAAACAACUUGCAUUACCAGACCAGUGGGCACAACAGUUAAUCGACGAAAAUCAACCAACCACAGGCAGUCCGUCGAAAGACUAUGCCGCAGAGGAGAGCGAGAGUGCAACAAAAGUAAAAGAAACCGAAACAAAGGCCACGAUUGAGAACGAGAAUGAUGAUGGUGGCGAUGAUAAUGAAGAUGACGAAGACCAGGGCUACUCCUUUUGCGAGGACUACGACGAAGACGACGAUGAGCUGGAAAUUCCGGCAGUGCAAAGCUCGCAAAAUGCGAACCCAAACAUUGACGCCAGUGUUGGUGAGCAGCGAACGACCGCGGAAGCAGAGUCGCCGCGUGUGGUGCUCUCAGCUGGUCGUAAUGGCGGUAAUGUGAAGUACAUGCUGCGGCAAAGCUAUCGCGAACAAGUGUCCGAUUUUGAGGAUCCCUAUAAAGGCAUUUACGGCAUUAUGGCAGCGGCAUGCGUACCUGCUUUUAACUUUCGUUUAUAUGGCAAGUACCCCAAAAAGAUAAAAAUGAAUUUCUCAACACCUUCUCUUCAGCCCUUGAGCGCUGCUGAAUUCGACGAUGAGCUAAUCUAUGCCGAUUUAGAGAGUCAGCAUUAUGGACCAAUCAACUAUAAAGCGGCUUCGAUUUAUGCGCUCGUCAAAAAAGAUAAGAAAUCCGGUGCCUUGAAUGAGGCAAAAAAUUGAAAGCCAACUAAGCGGAAAAGUUGUUUUUGUUAAAUUUUUCGCGUAAAAGAGUUGUCAGCAAAUGAAGACGACAGAAAAAAAAGUUUUGGUAAUGAAGCAGAAGAUCCAAGCAGGAGGAAUAGAUAUAUGGGCGCUGAUCUUUGCCUGUGCGAAGUACGCCAAACUCUGUUUUUAUUUUAACUAAACAGUGCAUUUCAAUUUUGUAUAAACUCUGACUUAUUUAAGUAAGUUAAAAUAUAUUUGUUUUUGACAAAGAAAAAAAAAAAAAAUUAAAAAAAUAUGUUAAAAUGUAUAUCUAUGCAUAAAAAGAGUACUUAACUUUUUGUUUCAAUUUUUUUUGUUUUUUGUUUUUAAAAAAAUAUGUUAAAAUGUAUAUCUAUGCAUAAAAAGAGUACUUAACUUUUUGUUUCAAUUUUUUUUGUUUUUUGUAAAAUAUGCAUUGAAAAUUUGUCCAACUAUGCGCUAUUUUUUAGGCAUAGCGAGUUACAAAAUAGAUAUCUAACAAAACAUGUUGGUGUGUAUUUAUUAAAAAAAAAAUAAAAAAAAUUGUAAACGAAUUUCAUACUUAAAAAAACAUGUACUUAAAAUAUAUAAGGCUAACAUACACACAUACAUUUGUAAUUAAAAGGUAUAGUAUAUAAUGAAAAGUAUAAUGUUGUUGUUAUCAGUGUAAAUCAAAUGAUAUUAAGUAUUUUUGGGGGUAAACACUAAUUGAGUCAGUACAUUUAGUAAAAAUUAAAAAUAAAAUAAAAUAAAAAUAAAAAUAAUUGAAAAAGUUAAGCUAUAAGCAUUCAUUGUGUCCGUUUUCAUAAGGCAUUACGCACAUAUGAAUAUUCGUUUAUUUUCCUUUUGUAAAAAAUGUUCAUACAAUUUACGUAAAAAUACAAUAUUAAAUAUUGCCAAAUCCUGCGACUCAAAAAUAAUAAACAACAACAAAUAUAUAUAAAAAUAGUUAUUAGUAAUUUCCAUAGUGUCCGUCUCUCUAAAUCACUCUAAUCGCCAUUUAUACUACAACUUACUGCAUACAUAUGUACAUACACAUAACUACAUACUUACACAUAUACAUGCAAACGUUUAGAAAAUAAUUAACACAAAAACAACAACAAACAACAACACUCAUACUCCAAGUUGUUAGGCAUCUCAAUGGCAUGCAUGCGUAAACGCACACUACACACUCACACACACACGCGUGUAGUAGUGGCUCUCGCGUGCACUCAACAUUGGGUGGAUUUUUAGGCGCUGCGCUCAAACGUCGAUAACUUAAAAUGAAUACCAGUAAAAUUACAAUUCAAUCUGUAUGUAAAUUUAUGCGUUAAAAAAAAUAAAUAAAAAACAAAAAAUAUAUAUGAAACGAAAGGAAUUUUUCUACUCGAAAGCAACCUGCAAACAGAAAUUGAUAUACAUACAAAUAUAGCUACUAACUAUUAUAGGAGAAUUAAAAAAUAAAUAAAUAAAGAAAAACAAAAUACCACAGCACUCAUAGUUUUGUACAUACACAAACAAACAAGGAAACAAUUAAAUAGGAAUCACUCAUUGCAAUUGUAUGUAUCUAUAGAAUAACGGCAAAUACGCUGGGAUUAUAGCAACAAUGAAGUAAAAUGGAAUAUAAAAAAAUAUAAAAACCAGCAUCUAAUAAUAUAGAAUAAAAAAUGUGCAAGCAAAAUGUAUAAACGCAAUAAAUUUGCAAUUGCUUGAGAUCAAAAAAAAAAAAAACACAAGGAAC
Molecule: messenger RNA, 10627 nt
Organism: Anastrepha ludens (Mexican fruit fly)
Lineage: Eukaryota; Metazoa; Arthropoda; Insecta; Diptera; Tephritidae
Source: RefSeq, a predicted model, not a curated record